Molecule: messenger RNA, 1246 nt
Organism: Clarias gariepinus (North African catfish)
Lineage: Eukaryota; Metazoa; Chordata; Actinopteri; Siluriformes; Clariidae
Gene: henmt1
Product: HEN methyltransferase 1
Exons: 6
Coding region: 25-1152 (375 amino acids)
Biological process (GO): siRNA processing; piRNA processing; RNA methylation
Cellular component (GO): cytoplasm; nucleus
Molecular function (GO): O-methyltransferase activity; RNA methyltransferase activity
Source: RefSeq, a predicted model, not a curated record
UAUCGUCAGCAGUGCAGCAGCAGCAUGAAGCGCGUGUUCUCCCCCCCCCUGCACGCGCAGAGGCACGAGUUCGUCAUUAAGUUCGUGGAAGCGUCCAGACCGCGAUCGGUGCUGGAUUUAGGAUGUUCUGAAUGUUCCCUGCUGAAAAAACUCCGCUUCCAUCGGCACAGUGUGGAGUUACUUACAGGAGUGGACAGGGACAGCGCCACCAUCCGACAAAACAUGUACACACUGGCUCCCCUCAUGACUGAAUACUUGCAGCCAAAUUCCAGGCCACUUACAAUCGCGCUUUAUCAAGGCUCCAUCACAGAAGCAGAACCGUGCACCAAGGGCUAUGAUCUGAUCACCUGCAUUGAAGUCAUGGAGCAUCUUCACCUUUGGGAAGUGGAGAGGUUUUCAGAGAUUUUGUUUAAAUACAUGGAACCACGUUCUGUAAUAAUAAGCAUGCCGAAUGCAGAAUUCAAUCCUUUGUUACCAGGACUAACCGGCUUCAGACACAAAGACCACAAGUUUGAGUGGACCAGAGCGCAGUUUCAAUGUUGGGCUGAAAAAGUUUGCAAGAAAUAUGGUUACACAGUGGAGUUCACCGGGGUAGGAGAAGCUCCUGGGGAGUUCACGGAUGUUGGAUUCUGCUCUCAGAUUGGAGUUUUCCACAGAGUUAUUGAUUUAAAUGCACAAAUGAACAACUUUGAGCAGGAGCCUACAGUAUAUCAGUUGCUGUACAAAGUGGUUUACCCAAGCCUCUGCGACAACAAUAUCUUCCAGAGAACUCUGGUGAAUGAAGUCCUGUACAGAGCAGAGCAGCUGAAGAAAGACUGGCUGGAAGCUGAGCAGUGUGACUUCAACUCCGGUGGGGAGGCAAGGGAUGAAGAGGAGGUACACAGGCGGGGACGUUGGGUGUGUGUGCCACUUCUGCGUGUAUGGGCCGGUUCCACGGUGCGGUCUCUGUGCAGGAACAUUCAGCAGCUAAGAGAUACGUUAAUGGAGGACUUGCAAGUGCAGCUAGAUGCUGACAGAGACACUAUAAUGCUGCCUGAUGAUGAUGAUGAUGGGGAGGAGAAAGAGGAGAAAAUGGAUGAGAAUGGAAAGGCAGUCUGUGUCUUUAGGUCUGUGAGUGAUGAUCUAGAGGAAGAAUGGGAAAGUGAACUUUAAUCAAUAAUUUCUUUCUUUAUAGAGAUUAGUAACAGUGGAACUUGCACUCAUCCUGUCAGGUUCAGUUCCACACAGGACAGGCCAAGCUGUUACU